Equus caballus (horse) is the source of this 6021-nucleotide messenger RNA. NCBI's taxonomy places the organism in Eukaryota, Metazoa, Chordata, Mammalia, Perissodactyla, Equidae. The record is from RefSeq and is a predicted model, not a curated record.
GCCCGCCUCCUCCUUCUCCAGAAAAAGUCGCCAUUUUGGUUCACUGCCUUCGGGCCCCCCCCAGGCGCCGCGGGCGGCCCUUCCGGGGCCAGGUCGGGCCCGCACCCGGCCGCAGGUGACAGAGAUGGCCGAUCCUUUCUGCGUUGGAGGAGGCCGCCGGCUCCCGGGGUCCAGCAAGAGUGGACCUGGGAAGGAUGGCAGCCGGAGCGAGGUCCGACUUCCUGUGCUGCAUGACCCACCGAAGCUGGGGGUGCCGGUGGUCAGGGGUGGGCAGACAGUGCCCAGCCAAGCCCCACUCUGCUUUGACCCGGGAAGUCAAGCCACUGACAGGACAGAAGGAAAGAAGAAAGGGCGUCCGAAAGCUGAAAACCAGGCCCUCCGAGACAUUCCCCUCUCCCUGAUGAACCAGUGGAAGGAUGAGUUCAAGGCACACUCGAGGGUGAAGUGUCCAAACUCGGGGUGCUGGCUGGAGUUUCCCAGUAUCUACGGGCUCAAGUACCAUUACCAGCGAUGCCAAGGGGGUGCCAUCUCAGAAAGGCUGACAUUUCCCUGCCCUUUCUGCGAGGCUGCAUUUACAUCUAAGACCCAGCUGGAGAAGCACCGGAUUUGGAACCACAUGGACCGACCUCUGCCUACCCCCAAGCCUGGGCCAGUCAGCCGGCCAGUCACCAUCAGCCGGCCUGUUGGGGUCAGCAAGCCUAUUGGAGUGAGCAAACCUGUCACUAUUGGCAAACCUGUGGGUGUCAGUAAACCCAUCGGUAUUAGCAAGCCAGUGACAGUCAGCAGGCCUGUGCCAGUCACCAAGACAGUGACGGUCAGCAGGCCCGUGCCGGUCACCAAGCCAGUGACGGUCAGCAGGCCUGUGCCGGUCACCAAAGCUGUGCCGGUCACUAAGCCAGUGACUGUCAACAAGCCGGUGCCAGUCACCAAACCCGUGCCAGUCACCAAACCAGUGACCAUCAACAAACCAGUGCCAAUGACAAAGCUUGUGACAGUUACAAAACCUGUGCCCGUCACGAAGCUGGUGACAGUCAGCAGGCCCAUUGUGGUCAGUAAACCAGUGACGGUCAGCAGGCCCAUUGCCAUCAGCAGACACACAACGCCCUGCAAAAUGGUGCUGCUGACCAAGUCUGAGAACAAAACUCCUCGUGCCGCGGGGAGGAGCAGUGGUAAGAAAAGGGCUGCAGACAGCCUGGACGCAUGCCCUGUCCUGCCCAAGCAGGCGAGGCCGGAAAAUGGGGAAUGUGGCCCAUCUACCGCAAGCCAGGGCUCGGCCUUCCAGCUGAGCACAGACCCCAGUGGCGGACCCCUUGCUCUGGGCAGCAGGCCCUUGGGAGGCAAAGAGGUGCCAAGGGCUGCAGGCCCUGGGUCUCCACCUGAGGAGGGCACGGAGCGCACAAAGCACAGAAGGAAACAGAAAACACCCAAGAAGUUUACAGGGGAGCAGCCGUCCAUCUCAGGGACCUUCGGACUCAAAGGCCUGGCCAAGGCAGAGGACAAGUCCCGGGCUCACCGCACCAAGAAGCAGGAGGGGCCCAGCCCCGAGGAUGUGCGGAAGAAGGUGCCAGCCCCCACCAGCACUGUCAGCAAGGAGGUGCCGGCCCCCGUGGCCCACCCAGGCCCAGGUGGCCCUGAGGAGCAGUGGCAGCGGGCCAUCCAUGAACGGGGGGAGGCUGUCUGCCCCACCUGCAAUGUGGUCGCCCGAAAGACCCUUGUGGGGCUCAAGAAGCACAUGGAGGUGUGUCAGAAGCUGCAGGAUGCACUCAAGUGCCAGCACUGUCGAAAGCAGUUCAAGUCCAAGGCCGGCCUCAACUACCACACCAUGGCUGAGCACAGCACCAAGCCCUCUGACGCCGAGGCCUCGGAGGGGAGCGAGCAGGAGGAGCGGGAGCGGCUACGUAAAGUGCUGAAGCAGAUGGGGAGGCUGCGCUGCCCGCAGGAGGGCUGCGGGGCCGCCUUCUCCAGCCUCAUGGGCUACCAGUACCACCAGCGACGCUGCGGGAAGCCACCUUGUGAGGUGGACAGCCCCUCCUUCCCCUGCAUCCACUGUGGCAAGACCUACCGCUCCAAGGCCGGCCAUGACUACCACAUGCGCUCAGAGCACACGGCCCCACCCCCUGAGGAGGCCGAGGACAAGCCCGCUGAGGCUGAGGACCUACUGGGUGUUGAGCGGACCCCUAGUGGCCGCAUCCGCCGCACGUCGGCCCAGGUCGCCGUGUUCCACCUGCAGGAGAUUGCAGAGGAUGAGCUGGCCCGAGACUGGACCAAGCGGCGGAUGAAGGACGACUUGGUGCCUGAGACUGCACGGCUCAACUACACUCGGCCAGGCCUCCCCACGGUUAACCCCCAGCUGCUGGAGGCGUGGAAGAAUGAAGUCAAGGAGAAAGGCCAUGUCAACUGCCCCAAUGAUUGCUGCGAAGCCAUCUACUCCAGUGUGUCCGGCCUCAAGGCUCAUCUUGCCAGCUGCAGCAAGGGAGACCACCUGGUGGGGAAGUACUGCUGCCUGCUGUGUCCGAAGGAGUUCAGCUCCGAGAGCGGUGUCAAGUACCACAUCCUCAAGACCCACGCAGAGAACUGGUUCCGUACUUCAGCAGACCCACCUCCCAAACACAGGAGCCAGGACUCACUGGCACCCAAGAAGGAGGAGAAGAGUCUGGCAGGUGGGAAGAAGCGGGGCCGGAAGCCCAAGGAACGGCCCCCCGAGGAGCCUGCGCCUAAGAUGCCCCCCCGCCGGGACGACUGGCCCCCCGGAGGCAGAGACAAGGGGGCCCGGGGCUCCACUGCCCGGAAGGUGGGAGCCAGCAAGCCACCUGAGAAGUGAGCCUGGGGGCCAGCAGAUUGGCAGGGCCCGGUCCCCACACUGGCCACCAAGCCCCUCUCUCCAGGUUGGGGGUAGCUAGUUCCGGGACCUGUGCUCUCUAGUUCUCCAUCCCCCACCCCUGCCUAGUCAUCUGUCCAGUGGGGGUAGCCAGCUCCUCUCCCCUCCCUGAAGGUGGCCCUUCCCCUGUGCAGGCUGCCACAGGGCACACCUGGGCGUGGGCCCCCGGGGGAGGGCCAGUGGCAGCAGCAGAAGUGCAAUAGUCUGGAGGAUAUUCAUGGGCCUGGCAGAGUCUGGGGCCCUGGGUUGGCAGGAGGAGGGUCAGUGGCCUGGGACUCAGUGCUGUGGGGGCAGUGCACAGCAGGCAGAUGGCCUUUUGGCCCUUGCCACGUGAGCUCUGUUCCCCAUCUGCUUUCUCAGGCCCAAGGCUCGGGGGGUCCCUGGUGACCUGUGGUUCUGGGCUGAUGAGGGCAUCUGAGCAGCCUUGCCUCUCUACCCGACACUGGAACCCCAGCACCCCCAGCUACCUCCCAGGACAGACCCUGAGUCUGACCGCUGCCGUGCUGACCUGACAGUCCGCCUGCCCCCUCGCUCCCCUCGUGCUCCAGCCUCUGGUUCCUCAUCUUCUGUUCUCUACCUCUCCAGGCCCAUCUUCCCUGCUGUGCCACCCUGUGCUUGGGCCUUCCCCACUUGCCCAUGUCCAUUAUGGUGGGGAGUGGUGCCCUCGCUAACGGGGGGCUCUCCACCAUCCCCAGUGGUGCUCCCUGCUUGGGGUAAGAGAGAGGCUCCACUUCCUCCACCUACAGGGCCACAGGAGCCCUGGGGGGAGGGGCCGAAUGGAGCGUGCUCUGCCUCCUGCCUCCUGCCUCCUGCUUUGCUAAUACUGCGGGCCUAGGUCGGGCAGCCUGAUGGGUUAAGGAUGGGCCAUUCUGGGCUCUGGGUUGACUGAGGGCCAUGGGCAUGCAGAGUGGGGCAGCACUGGCCUAGCUCUGAGGAGUGACCACCACAGGGGCAGCCUUCUGCUUGCUGGGUUGGCACGUGGCCAAGCUCCCAUGGGAGCCCCCCCCACCUUUUUUUUUUUUAAUACCUGCCACUUCCUUUGUAGUUGUGGGGUUUUUUGAUACAAGAGCUGAAGGCCAGGGAGGGGGAUUGGCCAAGAUCACAACAGGUUGGUGGCAGCUCUGGGGCUCUGUCUUGACGCCCUUUGGGUCCCUGAGGAGGGCUAGGUCUACAGUUGGGCAGGGGUCAGGCUGGAGUCCAGGGUACCUGCAGGAGGUGCCACGCCCUGGCCCCUGCCUUCCAACUGAGGCACUGCAGGGAGGAGCAACCUCAGAACCACUGGGUUUAGACAGAGGCUGUUUCCCACUGGGGGUGGGGGUGGGCUCAGGGUUCGGCCUUGCCGAUCCUGGACGAUGUGAAUUUUGAUAUUUGCCCGUGUGUGUGUAGUGGAUGCCAGUCUUGUUGCUGUGACAAGUAACAACGUUUUUUCUAUUCUGUUUUUUAUACAAAAACUCAACAAUCUGACAUUUUGGUGCUAAGGGUUUCCUGGUGCGACGGUGGAUCUGGGGGCUAGGCUGGGGUCCCUGCCCUGCUCAGGGAGGCAGUGCCGACUGGGCACCCUCUGCCCUCAGCUCCUGUCCUCAUCCAGCCCCUGGAGAGGAGAGGCUCCAAGGUGGGCUCGGCUCUCCUUGCCCACAGUAGGGAGACAGGUUCCAAGAGGGCCUUGGAGGUGGGUCACCAUGCCUCCCGCCUCCAGCUUUUCCUCUUUCCUGACCCUAGGCAGCCCUGGUAUGGAGAUGUGGGCUCCCCUCCCUCACACACACCUUGAUCUGAUCAGGGGGUGGAGGCCUGGGCUGUGGCAGAGAUCAAGGAGGGCAGUGUGGGCAGGGUUUCAGGGCCAGAGGGCUUGCUUCCUUGUGUUCUUGGGUGUCACUAUGGUGUACAGCCAGUGGAGGUGGAGCUGGGGUCAGGCAGCCACUUCAGGGGCUGCCUCGGGAGGGGAGGGAGAGCAGGCACUGUCAGAGCCCCAGGUGCACUUUGUCUUUGUCACCAAUGCCUGGAGGAGGGUGGACCUCAACACCUCUGCUGGGGAUGGCCGCCCGCCCCGGCCUCUCAGGUACUUGGCCCUUGGGGAGUUGGGGGCUGGUUUUUGCUGGGGGUGAGUUUCCAGGUCACCCCCCAAAGUUCACAGAUGGUCACUGGUGUGGGAAGAGGGGGGUCCUGGAUAACUUGAUGUUUAGCACUUUAACCUCCUUGUUUGUCUUUAAAGUGGGCAUGGGGGCUGAUGCCAAAAGAGGCUGUUGGGUCGGACCCCUCUCUCCCUGCUUCCCUCCCUGCUUCCCAUACUCUGGCUGGUGAGUGGCAGUGGCAAGGUGGUCUGCAGAGCCCUCCUCCAGAGAAGGCAGAGCCCUGGGCAGCUCAGCGGGAUCUGCCCACCUCCCACUCUGGCGGGAAUGCAGCCAGGUAACCACCUGGCCUUGACUGACACCUUCAGUGAGAGGGACUGGAGUGGCAGGCCCCCCGGGUGUGAUGGGUGUGCAACCUACCGGAAACCCAAGCCCAGGGCACAAUGCCAGGUCCCUUUCUGAAGAUCUACCUCUGGCCCAGCCCACCCCUCUUGCCCUGAGAACAGGAAAGGGCCCACUCAAGGGGCUGACACUUCACACAAAAAUAGGAUGCACUUUAUUUGCUCAUGCAAAGGCAGAUGAGGGUGUCUCCUUGUGUGACCAGCGGCCCUCCCACCUGUAGCCUCCCUCCUGUGUCUCUGGUUCAGAAGGGAGAGAACAGGUGCACUCUGGUCUGUGGAGGGGAGGGCUGUCCCCAUGUGUCCUCGCUGGGUGGGCCCCAGGUGGCUUGUCCUGGAGACCUGGGGCUCGGGUGGCCAGCACCUCCAGCCUGGCAGCCACAUGUCCUGUACUUUGGGUUUCUUGGUUUGGGUUUUUUAAUGCCAGUUCUCGGUACAUAAGUGCAUUUUGGAAGAGAGGCUCCAGCUAUCACUUGUAUUCAUAUAUAUACUUAUAUAUUCUAUCUACAAAGUGUUUAUUUGCAAGAUGUUUGACGGUGAGCUCGGGCCCUGCCCGCCCUGUGACCAUCUGUCCCCGAUCCUCGUCCCCGCCUCCGGACCUGAGUGGCGUGGGGGCGGGCCAUCAACUGUAUGUAUUAAAAAUGACUGUAUCAAAUAAAUGUUUAUUGAUUUUUUUCCA